This is a messenger RNA of Tarenaya hassleriana, 919 nucleotides long. RefSeq names its product GTP-binding protein SAR1A. The transcript is spliced from 3 exons. The record is from RefSeq and is a predicted model, not a curated record. Gene Ontology annotation, cellular component: COPII vesicle coat; endoplasmic reticulum exit site. Bases 163 to 744 code for a protein of 193 amino acids. Lineage: Eukaryota; Viridiplantae; Streptophyta; Magnoliopsida; Brassicales; Cleomaceae. Gene Ontology annotation, molecular function: GTPase activity; GTP binding. Gene Ontology annotation, biological process: endoplasmic reticulum to Golgi vesicle-mediated transport; membrane organization; intracellular protein transport.
CGCACACUCUCGGCCAGAGAAAGGGGGAAAAGGAACAAGGGAGAGGAAAAAAAAAUCCCUUCUCGUCUUCGGAGUUCUCAGAAUAAUUUGGCAAUCGACAAUAUUCGCUGUCUCUUGCGUUCGCGAUUGGAUUGAGCUUCGUGAUCGGAGGAUCGAGAAGCCAUGUUUUUGGUCGAUUGGUUCUACGGGGUGCUCGCUUCGCUUGGGCUAUGGCAGAAGGAGGCGAAGAUCCUGUUUCUGGGCCUCGACAAUGCCGGUAAAACCACCCUGCUUCACAUGUUGAAGGACGAGAGAUUGGUGCAGCAUCAACCGACACAGCAUCCGACAUCUGAGGAACUUAGCAUCGGGAAAAUCAAGUUUAAGGCUUUUGACUUGGGUGGUCAUCAGAUCGCACGUAGGGUCUGGAAGGACUACUAUGCUAAGGUGGAUGCUGUGGUGUACCUGGUGGAUGCCUACGACAAAGAGAGGUUUGCUGAAUCGAAAAAGGAACUGGAUGCUCUGUUCUCGGACGAAGACCUGGCCAAUGUCCCGUUCCUCAUUCUCGGAAACAAGAUAGACAUACCAUAUGCUGCUUCCGAGGACGAGAUGCGAUACCAUCUAGGGCUCUCCAACUUCACGACGGGAAAGGGUAAGGUGAAUCUAGCGGAUUCAAACGUGAGGCCGCUCGAGGUGUUCAUGUGCAGCAUUGUCAGGAAGAUGGGUUAUGGCGAUGGCUUCAAGUGGCUUUCCCAGUACAUCAAGUAGGAAAAAGGUCAGUUUUCUCAAGAAUCUAAGUGUGGCUCGAUCUUGGCUUUGGCUUGUUGAUACACUCAUGUGUCCGUAUCGUUUGAUGCGCUCUUUAUAUGGGGAUCCACACGGGUAAACUUGUUUAUAUUCACUCUGUCAAUAUUGAUCUGCUUCCUUUUAUGGUUUCAAGUUA